Molecule: messenger RNA, 341 nt
Organism: Amoebophrya sp. A25
Lineage: Eukaryota; Dinophyceae; Syndiniales; Amoebophryaceae
Source: the annotation of a GenBank genome assembly
UACGCGAGAGGCCCAGCCUAGCUCUUGCCACUGUGUUGCUUGUCCAAUGCGGUGAAAACCUUGAAGAGCUUGCUGGCAGCAAGAACCGGAACAAUCUUAGAGGCCGAGCGAAUCAGAAAAACAAAAACAGCGACCACCCCCCGAUCGCGGGAGAACUUGCCAAAGCGCCCCACACAGAGGGAACACCUAAAGGAGAGGACUUGGCCAGCGAAUUAAUAGAGAGCAAACUUGUAGCACGUACGGCACGGACUACCUGGAUUCGAUAAGCCAGCACUUUGACCAGCAAACGGAUUGAGAUUGCAGCGGGCUGCGCUGUUUCAGAUAUUGGCGAAACCGUCGCG